AGAGUACAUACGUGGCUUAGCCCAAACGACAUGUCCUUCAGACCAAUCUACUACUCCCUAUUCGUUCUCUUCGUCGUUCACUCAGCCGCCGCUGAUGAGCCGGUUCCUACGCCAUGGCCGGAGCAGUUUCACGCAUUGUUGGUGAUGAAUAAAUCCGGAUCCUUGGAAGUUCUGGAUCUUUGGUACGACUGGGUCAAUGGACGUAACUUUAACAUCAUUCAGAAGCAGCUUGGUAAGCUCACCUAUGACCUCGAAUGGAACAAUGGCACUUCUUUUUAUUACUCCCUCGACGAAUCCAGAACCUGCCGCACCGUUCAUUUCGAGGUUGGAAUCUUGAGGCCAAAUUGGCUAGAUGGAGCAAACUAUUUGGGUCAACAACAAGUAAAUGGGUUUUUAUGCAAUGUAUGGGAGAAAGUUGAGUUCUUACAGUAUUAUGAGGAUGUUGUCACCAAGAGACCUGUACAAUGGAUAUUUCAUACAGGGAGGGAAGCUCAUGUGAUGACAUUUGAGGUUGGAGCUGUCCUAGAAGACGAGAAAUGGCAAGCUCCUGUCUAUUGUUUCCACAAUGAGAAGAAGAUGAAGCAAAGUGAGUGAUAAAGAUUGUGUGUGUUUCAUUAUGAUGUUAAGAGAGUUUUGAACCGUUCAAUGAGGAAGUCAUUUUCGUUUUUUCUAAUCAAAAACUUGGGUUUUAUGUAAUCUAGUGGAACAUAAAAAAAAAAAGUAGAUGUCUUAAUCCAUAGGCCUUUGUUGGGCUUUCACUA
Molecule: messenger RNA, 761 nt
Organism: Capsella rubella
Lineage: Eukaryota; Viridiplantae; Streptophyta; Magnoliopsida; Brassicales; Brassicaceae
Exons: 3
Coding region: 31-594 (187 amino acids)
Source: RefSeq, a predicted model, not a curated record